AUGGCUUCGCGCAGCUUCAGUCGCGCUCUGCGAUCUCCCCUCUCUCGCCAGUUAACCUCGCCAGCCGUGCAACGACGAACCCUCAUCUCAGCUUCACAGUACGCCCGAUCGAGUAUUACUGCACAACUGAAACCUGCUGUCGGCAGUGCCCUACAGCAAUCGAGAGGACUGAAGACUAUUGACUUUGCUGGGACCAAAGAAACUGUCUAUGAGCGUGAAGAUUGGCCAAGGGAAAAGCUUUUGGACUACUUCAAGAACGACACCCUCGCACUCAUCGGCUACGGAUCACAAGGACACGGACAAGGGCUUAACCUACGUGACAACGGUCUCAAUGUUAUCAUUGGUGUUCGGAAGAACGGCGCAUCCUGGAAUGAAGCUCAGCAGGAUGGCUGGAUCCCAGAAACAAACUUAUUCGAUGUGGACGAAGCUAUUUCAAAAGGCACAAUUGUGAUGAACCUGUUGAGCGAUGCAGCUCAGAGUGAGACUUGGCCUGCAAUCAAGCCCCAAUUGACAAAGGGCAAGACGCUAUAUUUCUCUCAUGGUUUCUCCCCAGUCUUCAAGGACCUGACCAAAGUCGACGUACCUACCGACAUCGACGUCAUCCUCGUUGCCCCCAAAGGCUCCGGUCGAACUGUCCGCACACUUUUCCGCGAGGGUCGUGGCAUCAAUUCCUCGAUUGCUGUUUACCAGGAUGUCACUGGCAAGGCUGAAGAGAAAGCCAUUGCUUUGGGCGUUGCUGUUGGCAGUGGAUACCUCUACAAGACGACAUUUGAGAAGGAAGUCUACUCGGAUCUCUACGGUGAGCGAGGAUGUCUGAUGGGCGGUAUCCACGGCAUGUUUCUUGCACAAUACGAGGUUCUACGCGAGCGCGGUCACAGCCCCAGUGAGGCUUUCAAUGAGACUGUUGAGGAAGCCACACAGAGUCUCUACCCGCUGAUCGGUGCCAAUGGAAUGGACUGGAUGUACGCAGCUUGCUCAACUACGGCAAGACGAGGUGCAAUCGAUUGGAGUGGGAGAUUCAAGGACACUUUGAAACCCGUCUUCAAUGACCUUUAUGAUAGCGUCAAGAAUGGCACGGAGACUCAGAGGUCGCUAGACUUCAACUCGCAGGCCGACUACCGCGAGAGAUAUGAGAAGGAGAUGCAGGAGAUCAGGAAUUUGGAGAUAUGGCGUGCAGGGAAGGCUGUCAGGACUCUUCGUCCAGAGAAUCAAAUAUAG
Messenger RNA from Letharia columbiana, 1218 nucleotides. RefSeq lists its product as uncharacterized. Gene Ontology annotation, molecular function: ketol-acid reductoisomerase activity. The record is from RefSeq and is a predicted model, not a curated record. Gene Ontology annotation, cellular component: mitochondrion. The coding region runs from base 1 to 1218 and encodes 405 amino acids. Lineage: Eukaryota; Fungi; Ascomycota; Lecanoromycetes; Lecanorales; Parmeliaceae. The transcript has 6 exons. Gene Ontology annotation, biological process: L-valine biosynthetic process.